Caretta caretta (loggerhead turtle) is the source of this 2436-nucleotide messenger RNA. RefSeq names its product arylsulfatase G (gene ARSG). NCBI's taxonomy places the organism in Eukaryota, Metazoa, Chordata, Testudines, Cheloniidae. Gene Ontology annotation, molecular function: arylsulfatase activity. The record is from RefSeq and is a predicted model, not a curated record.
AAGCGCCUCCUCGCGCUCGGGUCCCCGGCGGGCGCGAGCCCGGCGGCAGCAUCCUCCGGCUCGGUGGCGCGAGCGCGUCCCAGGAACAUUUGCUGUAAUGUAAAGGUGUCCCCCUUAUGGAAUUCAAAGAACAGUUCAACAUCAUUUAACUUCAACUUUUGUCUAUUCUUUUGAAGAAAUGGACAACAUCACUUUACAAGGCCAAAUAGAGAAUUUUCCUGUAGACAUCGGUAAUCUAAAUUCCAUGCGUCCUGAGACUAAGUAAUUUAUAAAAUUGGAUGCUGUACAGAAGGUUUGUAAUCAGGAUAAAGAAGCUUUGGAAAAACAAGUAAACUUUAUAUUAAUAAGACGUUAUUUGAAUUGCAUAUUUAGCAAAACCCCACAAUUUUUAAAUGACAAUAUGAUUAUUGUGACUUCCUACAAGAUCUCACUUAGCAUGUCAGCUGUUUGCAAAUGGAAAAGAGAGAGGAAGAUUAUGGUUCAGUCGAUCUCCAAAUGAUCAAAAGUCAAUACUGCAGUUUUGUAACUUGUCUCUUCAGAGCCAUGCAAAGAUGUGAAAUUUGCGUCUCUGCAGAAUCCUAGGGCUGCUUUGGGUGGCAAUAAACAGCUGAAUCACGGCUGAGGAAAGCACGACAAUGGGAGUUCUCAAAUGAGCGUGUGGCAGGAAUAGGCCACCACCACCUACUCACUCACGCUAAAGGUCUCCAGGAGGCAUUCUCCUGACACCAUGGAGAUUCUGUUCCUGAAAAUGCUUUUGCUACUGGCUGGCUGUUUAGGUUGGCUCUUUUAUCACCUCUCAGAUCUUUGUGUGGGUGAGAAGAGAUCAGUUCAGAACAAGCCGAAUUUCAUAGUCAUUUUGGCAGAUGAUGUUGGAUGGGGGGACCUUGGGGCCAACUGGGCAGAAACCAAGGACACUCCUAACUUGGAUCAGAUGGCUGCAGAAGGAAUGAGAUUUGUGGAUUUUCACUCUGCUGCAUCCACUUGCUCCCCAUCCCGUGCCUCCCUGCUCACAGGAAGGCUCGGCAUUCGCAAUGGAGUGACCCACAACUUUGCUGUCACAUCAGUGGGUGCUCCCCUCAAUGAGACUACGUUAGCUGAGGUUCUGAAGGAAGCAGGAUACAUCACUGGGGUAAUAGGUAAAUGGCACCUCGGACAUAGCGGCCUCUAUCAUCCCAGCUUCCGUGGUUUCGACUAUUACUUCGGGAUCCCCUACAGUCACGACAUGGGUUGCACUGAAACCCCAGGUUACAACCUCCCUCCCUGUCCGGCAUGCCCUCGACACUCUGCGACCACAAGCAGCCAGGGGAGAGAUUGUUACACCAAGGUGGCUCUUCCUCUCUUCGAAAACAUUACCAUCAUCCAACAGCCUGUGAACCUCACUGGCUUGGCUGCAGAGUAUGCAGAAAAAGCAACUCAGUUCAUCCAGCGCGCAAGUGAAAGCGGACGCCCGUUCUUCCUAUACCUAGCGCUGGCCCAUAUGCACGUGCCCUUGGUCCUCGCUCAGCCUCCCUCCAGCUCUUCAUUCCCUGGGCCAUACCGAGCCAGCCUGAGGGAGAUGGAUGCCCUGGUGGGACGGAUAAAGGACAAAGUUGACGGCUGCGGGAAGGAAAACACAUUCCUUUGGUUCACAGGAGACAACGGCCCUUGGGCUCAGAAGUGCGAGCUUGCAGGGAACGUGGGCCCAUUCUCCGGGGCAUGGCAAAGGCAACGAGGUGGGAGUGCAGCCAAGCAAACGACCUGGGAAGGGGGACAUCGUGUUCCGGCACUGGCUUAUUGGCCUGGCAGGAUCCCUGCCAAUGUGUCAAGCGUUGCACUGUUGAGCACCACAGACAUUUUCCCCACCUUGGUGUCCCUGGCAAAGGCAAGCCUCCCUCCCAACAGGCGCUUCGAUGGUUCAGACGUGUCUGAGAUUCUCUUUGGGCAGUCGCACCAAGGGCACAAGACGUUGUUUCACCCCAACAGUGGAGCAGCUGGAAAGGACGGAGAGAUAAAAGCGCUACGGCUGGCUCAAUACAAGGCAUUUUACACUACAGGCGGGGCGAAAGCCUGUGACGGAAGCAUUGGGCUGGAAGAGCAUCACCAGCCACCGCUCAUUUUUAAUCUGGAUCACGACAUUCAGGAGCAGGUGCCUCUGGACAUGAAGGCUGGCGAGUAUCAGGCUGUGCUACCUGCGAUAACCAGGGCUUUGACAGACUUUCUUCACGAUAUUGCAUCAGACAACGUCUCAACAGCUGAUUACGCCCAUGAUCCAGCAGUGACGCCCUGCUGCAAUCCACAGCACAUAGUUUGCCGAUGUCAGGCUUGCUGCUCUAGCCCUGCCAUGGUAGACUAUAACAGGGAGCCGUAAUCAACAGUUUCACACUGACUUGGCUGUCAGGUCAGUCUGUGCUGUUCUAACUGUGCUGUAUGCAAAUAAAUCUGAUGCUGUCUAAACCA